AUGGCCCUCAGUAUCCGGCAGAAGAGGGUGCGAAGAAUCUCCGGAGACCCAGUCGAUGGGGUUGUGGUGCAAGGCCCUGUGGAUGGUCUGGCUACUGGCACCCCACUCUAUAGUGUGGCGGUGCAAGGCACUAUAGAUGGAAGGACUACUUGUAGACCAAGGGGUUGGAGGUUUGGUACCUGGAAUGAUACAUUCACCUUUGAAGACUUUUCUAGCAUGUCACCUUCCACUGCUUAUCAGGUCUUCAAAGCUAAAAGUUCCUAUCCUUUGCACCUGGCCAUCAGAAUGCAAAGGGAAGAUGUCGUCUUUCUUUUUAUGAUUGAAUUCCAUUCUCAGUUGCCAGAAAAGUUGAAUGAAAUGGACGAACUUGGAGAUCUGCCCAUUGACCUUGCUCUUAUGACCAAGCAAGAGGGCAUCUUGAAUAUUCUCAUUGAACAUGGAGUGGAUGUUGAUAGACCUGAUGACCUUGGACACUGUCUUUUGCACAAGGCUAUUAACAGAGGCACUUCAGUUUUUUUUUAA
Helobdella robusta is the source of this 522-nucleotide messenger RNA. RefSeq lists its product as hypothetical. The transcript has 3 exons. Bases 1 to 522 code for a protein of 173 amino acids. Gene Ontology annotation, molecular function: protein binding. Lineage: Eukaryota; Metazoa; Annelida; Clitellata; Rhynchobdellida; Glossiphoniidae. The record is from RefSeq and is a predicted model, not a curated record.